AUGUCAUUUGGUCGACCACCCACAUUCUCCGACUUCAAAGUGUCUCCUCCCGAAAGGGGUUCUUUUCCUCUUGAUCAUCAAGGGGAAUGCAAGCAAGUCAUGCAAGAAUACAUGAACUGUAUCAAAUACAACGGCAACGACAACGGUAAAUGUCGACACCUCUCCCGCGCCUAUCUCCAAUGUCGUAUGGAUAAAGGACUCAUGGACAACGACGACAUGGACAACUUGGGCUUCAAAGAUGUAGUAGAACCACCAAACACAUCAACAAAUGCAGCGGCGAAUAGAGCUGCGAGCCAGGGUAGAGGUGCAACUAGCGGGAAUAAGCCGAGUUAUGCUGGUGAUACUCAUGGUGGUGAAGGUAAUUUACCCAGUUCAAAGGCGGGGUCAGGCAGUGCAGUGGAUGAGGUAAAUAGAGGUCCGGGUGCGGGGGAAAGACACUCGAAAGGUCAUGCGAGCAAACAAACUGGUAGUUAUGCUGGUGAUAGUCAUGGGGGGAGCGGUGGUGGGAGACUGGUUUAG
Messenger RNA from Ustilago hordei, 519 nucleotides. RefSeq lists its product as uncharacterized. The coding region runs from base 1 to 519 and encodes 172 amino acids. The record is from RefSeq and is a predicted model, not a curated record. Lineage: Eukaryota; Fungi; Basidiomycota; Ustilaginomycetes; Ustilaginales; Ustilaginaceae. Gene Ontology annotation, cellular component: mitochondrial intermembrane space. Gene Ontology annotation, biological process: mitochondrial respiratory chain complex IV assembly. The transcript has 2 exons.